Messenger RNA from Papilio machaon (common yellow swallowtail), 2030 nucleotides. RefSeq names its product beta-hexosaminidase subunit alpha. The coding region runs from base 370 to 2007 and encodes 545 amino acids. Gene Ontology annotation, cellular component: membrane. Gene Ontology annotation, molecular function: beta-N-acetylhexosaminidase activity. The record is from RefSeq and is a predicted model, not a curated record. NCBI's taxonomy places the organism in Eukaryota, Metazoa, Arthropoda, Insecta, Lepidoptera, Papilionidae. Gene Ontology annotation, biological process: ganglioside catabolic process; glycosaminoglycan metabolic process; carbohydrate metabolic process. The transcript has 10 exons.
GCAGAUAGAAUUACAAAAGAAAAGUAAACAUGGAUAUUAUGUCAAUAUUUUAUUUCAUCUUGUCAUAUUUCUAGCAAUUUUAUUGAGGAUAACAAUAGCAGUAAAAAUUGAUUUUGGAUUGUAAUUCAAAAAGAGCAUUUCUCUUGGAUCAUAUUUUCCUUAUACAUUGUAUUAUGAAAUCCAUAUAACAGAGAAAUCACAUCGGGGCGAGUCAGAAAGGUUAUCGAUGUUAUCAACAGUUCUUUUGUUAUUUUGUUCAUAGCUCGCUAAUGGUCGGUUGGCGAUACUAGCAGUCUCAGUAUAUCGAUCGUCACCGCAACUGACAACUAAACCCUUGCAACUAUUUUUGUUACAAUUUUUGUAAUCAAAAUGUUUUACUUUCUAACAAUAUUUUUGAUAACUUCUGUGAAUGUUAACUCCAUGUCCAUUGUUAAUCCCGGACCUAAGUAUCCACCGACAAAGGGAGAGGUUUGGCCGAAACCUCAACACGAAACUACGGAACUUACUUACUACACUUUUGAUCCAUCAAAUUUUAAAGUGAAAGUAACAAAUAACACAUGCAAUACACUUACUUCGGCAAUCGAAAGAUACUCGUAUAUCGUGAGGAGCCUAAAACCGCAGCGAGACCAGAGGCCGAUCUCGAGGACUGAGCGACGACAACGUGCGCUACAAGCCCAGACCUUGAAGCUUGGCGUCUUGCAAGAGUUACAAGUGCAACUGACAGAGCCAUGCGAAGACUAUCCACAUUUAGAAAUGGACGAAAAAUACAGGCUGAGCGUGUCCGCAGUGUCAAUACUGUCGAGCUCCUCCGUGUGGGGCAUACUCCGCGGCCUCGAGACAUUCGCACAAAAGUUCUACAUCUCCGAUGACAUGAAUGAGCUGAGAAUAAAUACGUCUGUAGUGGAGGAUUUCCCGGAGUAUGCGCACCGUGGGCUACUGCUGGACACUGGCCGACAUUACAUCUCGGUGUCCAACAUCCUGCUCACACUUGAUGCGAUGGCUAUGAACAAGAUGAACGUCUUCCACUGGCACAUCGUCGAUGACCAGAGCUUCCCAUACCAGAGUGAAAAAUUCCCCGACCUUAGUUUGUAUGGCGCGUAUCAUUCCUCCAUGGUGUACACGAAAGACAACAUUGCACAAAUUGUGGAGUACGCUCGACUGCGCGGCAUUAGGGUCCUGCCCGAGUUUGAUGUACCUGGACAUACGCGGUCAUGGGGAAACGCGUAUCCCAAUAUCUUAACGCCAUGCUACCGCGGGAACGAGGUAGUGGGACUGGGUCCCAUGAACCCCAUCCGGAACAUCACCUACAAAAUGAUCCGUGACCUCUUUCACGAAGUGCAAACUCGGUUCCCCGACAAGUAUCUGCACAUCGGCGGUGACGAGGUGGAGAUGCUCUGCUGGCGGUCCAACCCAGAGAUCCGCGAGUACUUGCAGGAGAACGGGUUGAAAGUGGAAGAGCUGCACGCCCUGUUCAUGCAAAACACCAUACCGCUGCUCGCUGAUGGAUCCAAGAUCGUCGUAUGGCAAGAAGUAUUUGAUGAAGAUGUACCUUUGACUAGCGACACACUCGUGCAAGUUUGGAAGAAUGAUUGGGUUGGAGAAAUGGUGAAGGUGCUGGAGGCCGGUCAUCGCGUGCUUUUCUCGUCGGCGUGGUACCUGGACCACCUGGGGGCCGAGUGGCCGACGUUAUAUGUAUCAGACCCGCGGGAUAUGGUGCGCGACGCCACUGGCAACGAUACGCUGACCGCCGGCGUGAUCGGCGGCGAGGCCUGCAUGUGGGGAGAGAUGGUCGACGACAGGAAUGUUAUAUCGAGAGUGUGGCCGCGCGCGAGUGCUGUAGCGGAGCGGCUGUGGAGCGCGCCCAAGUCGAGUCAGCACCGCCGCUACUACUUCGAGAUGUCGCCACAGCCCGAGGUCUACCGCCGCAUGGAGGAGCACGUGUGCCGCAUGAAUAGGAGGGGCAUCGCCGCUCAACCGGCCAGCGGCCCGGGCUUUUGUCUCGUUUAAAAAAUAAAUUCAUAUAAAUCCUC